This is a messenger RNA of Penicillium argentinense, 564 nucleotides long. Its product is annotated as ubiquitin-like protein HUB1. Gene Ontology annotation, cellular component: cytoplasm; nucleus. Bases 1 to 564 code for a protein of 187 amino acids. The transcript has 3 exons. Lineage: Eukaryota; Fungi; Ascomycota; Eurotiomycetes; Eurotiales; Aspergillaceae. Gene Ontology annotation, molecular function: protein tag activity. Gene Ontology annotation, biological process: mRNA splicing, via spliceosome; protein modification process. The record is from RefSeq and is a predicted model, not a curated record.
AUGGGUGACCGUUCACGGAGCCGGUCACCACACCGGCGAGAUGACGGCGAUCGAGGUCGAACGAAAAAGUCCGGAGGCUUUCGGUGGAAGGAAAAGAAGCGCGACGACGAUGACCGCGGCGACGAGCGCAGACUAGAUCGAGGAUACCGAGACCGAAAUGACCGUCCACGGUCGCCACGCAGAGAUCGCGACGGAGACAGAUACCGCAAUGACAACUCGGACCGACGACGGCGCGAGGACCGUGAUGCACCCCGGGAAGACCGCGAGAAGACGGAAAAGAAGGAGAAGAAGAAGGAGAAGAAACCGGUCGCAUCCCAAUCCUCCGAGCCCAUGAUUGUUGUUCAUGUCAACGAUCGUCUGGGCACCAAGGCUGCGAUCCCCUGUCUGGCCUCUGAUCCAAUCAAGCUCUUCAAAGCUCAAGUGGCCGCGCGCAUCGGCCGGGAGCCUCAUGAAAUCCUUCUUAAACGCCAGGGCGAACGUCCCUUCAAGGACCAAUUGACUCUGGAGGACUACGGAGUGAGCAACGGAGUACAACUUGACCUGGAGGUCGGCACGGGCGACUGA